AUGGAAAAUUCAAUUCUUUCUCACUUCUCGUCAUUCAAUCGUUCAUUCAUUCUCCGAACACUCUCCAGCAUUAAAUAUGGAAGACUAUACAUCACAAUGAAAGAUGAAAAUGAGACGAAACCGAGACUUUUCGGUAACACAUCGACAGAGUCGAUCGAUUCAAGCGAGCCCAAAUGCUCAGUUAUUAUUAAUAGCCCUAACGUUUGGACUCGAAUGUCUAUCAAUGCUGAUUUGAUUCUCAAGGGAUUUUCAGAGGCAUUAAUGGUAGGAGAAUUGGAGUGUGAUGAUCUUGUUGCUCUUGUUUCCAUAAUUCCUCGUAUUCAAAAACUCUUCUUCAGACCCUCAAAUGAUAGUCGACGCGCUCUCCAGAACGCAUCAUCCCACUACGAUACCUCGAACGCACUUUUCUCUUCUUUUCUAUCCCCAGACAUGAGUUACUCGUGUCCAAUAUGGGAUACUACUGGUAAAGAAGAAACUCUCGAGGAAGCACAGAGACGAAAAGUGCACAAUAUUAUUGAUAAAGCGGAUAUCAAGCCAGAACAUCACAUCCUCGAAAUUGGAGGCAGAUGGGCAUAUCUAGCUAUCGAAGCUACUCUGGGCGAGAAAAGGGUAGAAGAGGCGGGAUUAAAAGAUCGAAUUGAGAUAUUGCUUUGCGACUAUAGGCAGACUCCUAAGCCUAGUCCUGCAGGGUUUGAUAGGAUAAUCAGUGUCGAAAUGGUGGAACAUGUUGGGGAGGAGUACAUGGAGACCUAUUUUAGGACGAUUAGCGAAUUGUUGAACAAAGAAAAUGGAAUCAUGGUAAUACAAAGUACAACCGAAACAAAUCAGCAGGGCUUCCACCAAACUCGAUCCAAGAUCGACACUUUCAUGGAGCGUUACAUCUUCCCAGGAGGAUAUCUCCCCACCGUAAGAGAGAUCAUUGAACGCCUUGAAGCGGGAUCUACUGGUUCUCUAGAGCUCGAAAGUGUGCAAAGUAUAGGUCCUCAUUAUGUGCGAACUUUGCGUUUAUGGAGGGAAAGCUUUAUCCGGAACUGGGAUAAGACUAAGCUGUUAUACAUGAAAGAAAGAGGAGACAUGACACUAUUAGAUCUCGAAACUUUCCAAAGAAGGUGGAUUGGUUACUUUAGUUAUUGCGAAGCAGGCUUCCGAGCUGGUAUCUUAGGAAACCAUGUAAUUACUGCGAAGAGGCCACAAGUUCUGUCCCCAAGUGGAAUUGUUCCACUUUAA
Messenger RNA from Botrytis fragariae, 1227 nucleotides. RefSeq names its product putative cyclopropane-fatty-acyl-phospholipid synthase protein. The transcript has 6 exons. The record is from RefSeq and is a predicted model, not a curated record. Lineage: Eukaryota; Fungi; Ascomycota; Leotiomycetes; Helotiales; Sclerotiniaceae. The coding region runs from base 1 to 1227 and encodes 408 amino acids.